AUGGCAACCGACCUCAUAAUGCCUACCCUCGCCGACCAGCGCGGCCCUGCCUUCUACCCCCCUGUCCGCCCUGACUUCGCCCACGCGAGAUCUCAGUCUUUCCAGACCGCUCCUCGUCCCUACAGCCAGCGCAUCUCUCCCCUGAGCACUCCUCACGAUGGCUCCCCGACCUCUCCCAAGUCGUGCUUGAACGACUCGGUGCGCCCCAUCUACAUGCCUGCUGUCCUCCGCCCGACACAGCACCACUCCAAGAUGCCCCGAACCCCCAAGGCCGAAGACAUGGACGGUGACGACCUUCUCUGCCUGCGCCGCUCCAACAGCAGCUUCAUCAGCCUGCCCGGCUUCAGCGUCAUCGGUUCCAAGCUGUCGCGUCGCUCCACCGGCGACAGCGGCAAGAUUGUCGACCUUGACUUGGACCCUGAGCUGUUCCCCGAGGUCUCUGGCGAGCCCACCCGCAAGCACUGGAAGCCCGACACCGAGUCGACCAUGUGCGACGAUACCACUUGCAAGCGCAACUUCAACACCUUCACCCGCCGCCACCACUGCCGCCGCUGCGGCAACAUCUUCUGCGCUCCUCACUCCGCCAACGUCAUCCCCCUCGACGAGGACUGCAACUACAACCCCCGCGGAGCCCUUUCCCGCGCCUGCUUUCACUGCUUUACCGAGUUUAAGGUAUGGAAGAGCCGUAACGGCAGCCGCAGCGGAAGCGACCAGAGCUCCGACUCUACCAGCACCACUCCCACGAGCCCCAUCGUUGCCAGCCCCGUCGCUCCCACGACUCCCGGCCUCUUGCCCCCUACCAAGGGCCCCGAGAUCGCUGCCAGCGUGCCGCGCGACUGGAACUGGAGCACCUUCUAA
Molecule: messenger RNA, 858 nt
Organism: Colletotrichum karsti
Lineage: Eukaryota; Fungi; Ascomycota; Sordariomycetes; Glomerellales; Glomerellaceae
Product: FYVE zinc finger
Exons: 2
Coding region: 1-858 (285 amino acids)
Biological process (GO): protein transport to vacuole involved in ubiquitin-dependent protein catabolic process via the multivesicular body sorting pathway; protein targeting to vacuole
Cellular component (GO): ESCRT-0 complex
Molecular function (GO): phosphatidylinositol-3-phosphate binding; ubiquitin binding; metal ion binding
Source: RefSeq, a predicted model, not a curated record